Messenger RNA from Pestalotiopsis fici W106-1, 4605 nucleotides. RefSeq lists its product as uncharacterized. The transcript has 11 exons. Gene Ontology annotation, biological process: arachidonate metabolic process. The coding region runs from base 1 to 4605 and encodes 1534 amino acids. Gene Ontology annotation, cellular component: membrane. Lineage: Eukaryota; Fungi; Ascomycota; Sordariomycetes; Amphisphaeriales; Sporocadaceae. The record is from RefSeq and is a predicted model, not a curated record.
AUGCAAGCCCGUCACUCAGAGGGUUUCACUGCACCGAAUGAUGAGGAUGAGGACACUGAUGCUUUUGAGGAUGCUCAAGAGUCUUGGUUUUCAGACACCGCUUCACAAAUACUAGGGCUAAGCCGUCAAAUUUCACUUGACCCUUCCAUAGCUUCAACUUCAUCGCCGCCACCAUCCGUCCCCAGUCGAUCCUCCAGCAAGGACUACAACAAUCAGGUACCUUCUACUGAAAGCACAUCUUUCGUCGCCAACAGGACUGUCAGGAGUUCCUCUCGCGUUGUUGAACCGCCCAGACCCGACCACGCAGAGGCCGCCGCUGAUACUCAAUAUCCACAGAAGUGUGAGGUUUGCGAGAAGCAUCGGAAAGUAGUUCUCUACUGUAAUGUAUGCAAAAGCUCUUUCUGUGAAGCCUGCUGGGACGCGCAAUUUGUCCACAAGAGGACGCGAGGCGGUGUAUUACACGAAAGGACGGAUCCUGCUAUAGCCCAAAAGGUUCAUAAUGUUCUCUCCCCGCCCACGGAUGGAUUGGAGAGGGAACGACUUUACAAAGCGGACGAAGCAACUGCAUGGUUUGGCAUCGAGCGCCCUGAGGACAACUCCCCUCCGGUUUUCCAGGACUAUGGCCGCUUCUCAGAUCUCAUGGGGAUUACAGAUCCCCUGAAGAGGCAUCCAAGCUUCUUGGAGCAAUGGACGCAAGUUGAGCGAGAUCGCAGAACGCCGAGUCUUGUCUCAUUCGUUGGACAGACCGGAGCAGGGAAAAGUACACUGGUCAAACUCUUGGUAGACUUCUCUGUAAAUGGCACAGAGUGGUAUUCAACGCCUGUGGUGGGACCUCGUGGUGCACAUCUCCCAUCUUCGGAGGAUGUUCACUUGUAUCUGGAUCCGCGAACGGCCGACUCCUCCUGUCCACUAUUAUAUGCUGACUGCGAGGGUCUGGAAGGGGGCGAACGUGAACCGCUCGGGGCCAAGUUCAAAAAGAAACGUCGCAUAGACAAUUCCAAGCUGCCAGACGACGAAACCCAGCGGCACGUGGAUGCUAGCGGAGUCGUUUCUGAGAGGGAAUUAGAGUGGGCAAGUGGUCCGCGCUCUAGCACAAGAGAGUUUGCCGUUGCGAAUCUUUACCCCCGGCUACUGUACACAUUUUCGGAUGUGAUUGUGUUCGUGCUACGAAACCCAAGGACGAUUGAGCAAGUCUUCGUGCAACUUGUGAAGUGGGCGGCAUCGGCUAUUGAGACGUCCUCAAAUCAGCCAGUCCUACCCCACGCAAUUAUCGCACUCAAUGCAUCAGAGUACGAUAUACACCCCGGUUUCUGGGAUGUGAAGUACAAUACUGAGACUAUCUUGGAGGACCUGGCAAAUACGGUGAACCGUAAUGACACGUUCAAGAAAUGGUCUCAGUUCUGGAGGGAAAGAGGCAAAACUAUCAAUAACCUUGAAGAGCUCCUGCUCUGUUACUACAGCUCUGUCCAGAUAAUUCGAUUGCCAACUGAAGGUCGCCCAAAGCUCAUGGCCGAGCAAGUUGAGAACCUGUAUAAAGGAACGUUUUCAGCUUGCGUAGCAUCACGAACAGCUCGACACAAUGUGAGAAUGCUGCUAGAUGUAGACGACUUGCAGGCAUACCUGCAAGACGCUUUCAACCAUUAUUGCAGCACUUUAGAGUCACCAUUCGAUUUCGUUCAGGCAUCCUUCCGACACUCACCAAUCCCCCAGGAUUUCGGUGGAAACAUACUGAAGCUGGCUUUGGGUAUGGUGGAGCUAUGGGAAAAUCAGCCGCAAAUGACGGCUAGGCGCAUCUUUUCUGAGCUCAGCUACAUGGUCGCCUCUUGCAUCAUGCUAGACUCGGCCCGUAGUAAGAACAAAGGCAAUGCCUCACAGAUCAUUCGAAAGUAUAAAAAUCAUCUUGAUGAUGCAAUGCAAAACUUUUGCAAUCAGCACUGGCGUUGCGAAUUUGUCGAUCAAAGAACUGGGGUCCGAUGCGUUAAUGUGCGGUCGGGACACAGCGCAAAGGGCCACCAGUCCACGGAUGGGAAAGUCUUUGCCACUGGAGAAUACGUCUCUUCGUGGAGUUGGGAAGAGAACGAAAAUGAGUUUCCUAACAAGGUCUACCAUUGUUUUGUGGAACUACUCAAAAAGCUCACUGACAGAGAGCCCGGCAUCGAAGGAGAGGAGCAGGCUGCGGCGGGGAUUCACAAGAAUUCUGUGCUGAAACAUUUCUUUCGUCGUGCAACAAGUAACGGCCAGUUGCUGAAUCACAACACUGCAUUAACCAGUCACACAGCUUGUUUCUGUUGUCUUUUCGGUCAAGCAGACCACUUCCUCCCCUGCGGACAUGUGCUGUGUACAGAAUGUAUAAACACUUAUGGCAAGGCAAACGGUGCUACAGAGGUUGAGAUCCUCGGAUGCCCAAUUGAAGGCGAUGAUCGCCCAUAUAUCCAACCAUGGAUAGUCCAUCUCAAGCCAAAGUCAGCCGGCGUGCGCAUUUUAACACUGGAUGGUGGUGGCAUCCGCGGUAUUGUCGAAUUGGAGGUGCUUCACCACAUACAGAAAGCCGUGGGUGAUAUCCCCAUACAUACGGGCGGCCUGGUCGCCUUGGGCCUCGGCACAAGGAAUUGGACCAUCCAAGAAUGCAUCGACGAGUUUCUGAGGCUGUGCCACGGGGCUUUCACUCAACGUAGCGGGACGGAAAUUCCAUUGAUCGGAGCGUUUGUCGAAAACUAUCAUCAUUCCAAGUAUCAGACAUCAACGCUGGAAGAUGUGCUCACUCGCGCAUUUUCGAGCGACCUGAAUCUUUUUGGAGGUGUCCGGCCCGCUUCUUCAUCAACUCCAGCGAAGGUCGCUGUGACGACAACAUCCAUAUCUGCAAACAACACGUACUUGCUCACAAACUACAAUCAUCCUCGUGCCAGUCCAAAGCAGAAACACUACCAUUUCCAACGUCCCGAGACUUCCUCAUCCGAACUCAAAGUUUGGGAAGCUGCUCGCGCAACUACGGCGGCACCUCGCUAUUUCAAGUCUUUCCAUCAUGCCCCUUCACGAAAAACAUAUAUUGAUGGCGCGGUGUUUCACAAUAACCCAGUUCGGCUAGCUGACUCGGAAAGGAAGAUUCUCUGGCCUGACCACAGUUUUCCGGACAUACUCUUGUCCCUUGGAACAGGAUACUCUGUCGGAGUCACGAGAGCCGAGUCAGAACAUCUGGCAGCUGCUCGAAGAGGGAUAUUCAACCAUGGCCGAACGCUGUACAAGAUUCUUCGAAGUAACAUGGAACAGACGCUGGAUUGCGAGCGAACAUGGGAAGACUAUUUUUCCACGGUGGCGAACUCUUUACCGAGACACAUGUCUACUUCCAGGUUCAUCAGGAUCAACCCAGAGAUUGGCCAGGUACCAGCCUUGGACGAGAAGGAUAAGAUGAACGACUUGCGUAGAAGAACCCAUGACGCUAUUUACAGAGACCCUCGGAUUGAAGAAAUUGGUCGACACCUCAUUGCCACGUGCUUUUAUUUCGAGCUUCUGGAUGCUUCAGAGAGUGGCCAAAUUGUCAUUUCGGGCAAGCUUCAGUGCCGAUUGGCCCAAGGGUCCCAAGAGAUGCUUCAACUAGGCAAGCAACUCAGAAAGCGUUGCUUGGGUAACGAAGUCGUCAGUUUCGUGGCCUAUAUGGAAGGAGACGUGCAGCCUAUACACACAAUCCUCCUCACAGACCAUGAGCUAGAAACAAUGAUCUCUAGGAAGAGAUUCGACCUUGGGAGGAGAGUAUUUUCCAUCAAAAGCAAGGUCUUGCCUGUGCACUUCGACAUGUACUUCGGUGGUGUCUCGAAGCACCCAAUCAGUGGAUUCCCCCGGAGCUUUUUUGAUGGUGACACCAGUACGAGCUCUAAUGGAGCUUCGCACAAAAUGAUCACCAGCUCAAUGUCGACACGCUACACUCAUGGCUCCAGAAGAGCUAAAUCAGGAGGUGCAUGGCAACCUCCGGAUCUAGCAGAGAAAGGCAGUUUGUCCAAUCUCAAGCAAUACGCCAAUCCAACACGUAUUUUAGGCGACGACGGGCUAGAUGAAGGGUUCUUGCCUCAUUUCAAUCGAUCUUCAGUAAACCCGCACAAACCAGCAAAUACCACAACGCCUCAAACCAGGAAAGGUGGUAUUCGAGAUGCAUUCAAAGCCCUACUAAUUCCACUGAACACGCGCAAGGUAGGCUCAGAACAACAAACUCCUCUGUCGCCUAUCAAAUCACCUGUAUAUGAGCUACCAGGGGCUGGGUCCUCAGCAGGCCUGGAGGACAAGACCGCGCUUGACGAGCAGCUGUCAAUGGCUCAUAGCUAUUACAAUGUUCCGCCAGAAGACUACGCAGUGUAUCGUCAAUGGGUCAACCUCCUCCAGCCAAAUGAUGCCAAGCUCACAAAGCCUUGGGCUCCUUCUAUCGGGCAAGGUUCUUCAGGGCAUUCUCAGUCAAAUACAUCGGGUACGAUUUUCGAAAUGGCAGGAGAUACAAUGUUUCCGGUAGAGAUGGACUCAAGGGGAGAAGAGCCAGAGACGGCAAAUGACGUCGCAUUGACGACGAAUGUACCGGGCACCAACUCUGAUUCAUCCCUAAACAAUCCGGGUUUUUUCUGA